This is a messenger RNA of Phalaenopsis equestris, 1894 nucleotides long. RefSeq lists its product as uncharacterized. The coding region runs from base 131 to 1624 and encodes 497 amino acids. NCBI's taxonomy places the organism in Eukaryota, Viridiplantae, Streptophyta, Magnoliopsida, Asparagales, Orchidaceae. The transcript has 9 exons. The record is from RefSeq and is a predicted model, not a curated record.
CCCAAGGCUGCUCGGGCACUGUACUGGAUGGAUUCAUCGAGGCCGAUGGAGCAACACUGAUGCUCUGUCGAGCCUCUUAUACGGGUUCUGAGAUGAGAAUGCCGCCUUGAUUUUCGUUCUUGUAGAUAUUAUGAGUGAGAGACGCUUACGAAGUGGUAGACCUUCUAGCAAUGGUGAAGAACCUUCUGAAUUUAUGGUUAAUCUGUCGGUCGAACAGUUCAAGUAUGGGGAUGUUGUGUGGAGUAGGAUCAGUGGCGAGUCAUGGUGGCCUGUUCAGGUUGUUGAUGAGAAAUGCGUGGCUUUUAAGCCAAAAAAGAUAAAGAAUGAUUUAAUUCUGGUUCGGCUAUAUGGAACUUUCGAGCACAUGUACGUCGAACCUGUAAACUGUGUCUUGAAGAUUGAGAAGAUUUUUGGGCAAGAGAACGGAAGCAACAGAGAAAUAUUUCAGAAAUUUCUGGAGGAGGAUAUAACCUACAUGAAAUCUGGUGGCCAAUCUGCAGCUACAGUUUCUGAAUUAAAAGAAAUUUCAGAAAUCGAGAAAGAGAAAGAUGAAUCUGGUAGAGGAAAAGAUCAAAUUAAAGGAAGAUUAAAGAGAACCAUGAUAGCAGACAAUUCUCUUCUAGCUGGUUCUUCAGAUAACCCAAAAGCUGCUAAACAAGUUAAGGUUGUGACGUGCGAAAACAUUGAUGAUUUUAAAGCUUCGAGAUUUGGAUUCACAAAGCGGCGGACCAGAAGUGAAACAUUUAAAGCAAGAAAUGAAGGAACUAGUGGGACCGAAACAUCGAACGAGAUGGUAAAUUUAAACAGCAGGGCUUCUACUUGCAGUUCAGUGGAUAAAAAAGAUUUAAGGAGUUCGAGUCGCAAGAAUUCUAGGGAGAAAUUAAGUUUGAAUCUCUUUGAUAAGGCAUCUGAGUCAAAAUGUGUAGAACAGAAUGCUCAGAUUGGAGUUUUAGAUCCUAAAGACAUCAAGAAGUUAGUGGCAAAGAUUGUUAGAGAAGUAGCUGAAAAGACUAGAAAUGAGGCAUUGAAAGCUAAAGAGAUGGAAAACUUUCCUGAGAACACUGAAUAUAUAAACAGUUCAAGGAAGAAAUAUUCGGAGACGAAGAACACGAAGCGACAUAUUCCAAGACGAGCGAUGAAUAAAGAUAUCAAAAUAUCCAGAGGUGAUACUCAAGCCAAAACUGCUGGACCAAGUGCUGUAGGAGAGCCAAAUGGAGACUCUGAUGACAAAAUUUUUGAAUGCGACAAUAAUGACAGGACAAUCAAUACUUGCUUCGACACGGCAAAUGCAAUGGAGAAAGCGAAAAAUGAACAUCAAGGGAUCAAUGGUGCCCACCAAUCAAAGGAUUUUUUGGAUGUGAUGAAUGGAAAUGUAAAAUCCGAAUCAAAUUUCGCAAAGCAAAGUGAUGAAAUGAAGCCCGAUGAGACGGAAGAUGCAAUGAACGGAGCUCAAAGAGGCACGGUUAUCAAACAUGAUGCUUCAAGAGAGAAAAUGGAUAGUCCUAGUAAUACUAAAUGUAUCCUGAGCCCGCGACGUACGAGAGUCAUGCAAAGUCUUGGUCUAAUUGCUCCUUUAGGUUCCCCAUUUUGCCGAAACAGGUUGAUCAGGUCCUUGCUGCCAUGACUGCCUGAAAAACUCUGAGAAUUUUUUUUGUUUAUAAACAAACUGUAAGCAGGUCGACAUAGACUCUAAACAUAGAUACCCCAUCUCCAAAAUUAGGGUUUUGAAUCAUAUAUUUUUGUGGCCUAUUAAUUACUGGUGCCGGUUUUGUAGAGAUGGUUCAAGUUGUGUCUUAACAAAUGGUGACUGCUGAAAAACUUUUUUGACUGAUACAUUCUCAUCAAAUUUGUUUCUAUUGCAUGGACACUUGCGGCGAAGUUGGAUCAAUAUGGU